AUGGGGGAUCUUCCUGAGACGACCCUUGGGACUACUGAGGAGGUCGACUGCGGGGGUCCGAUUGGGACGGGGUCACCGCUCCCUCCAGGAGUGAGCUCCUCACCUGGGCAUUCGGGGAAGGUGCUCCGCCCUCGUACUUGCACACAGGUCGAGUUGGAAGAGCUCGGCCCAACCCCUUCGACGAUCAAGGAGCAGGAUCGUGCUCCUGCUAGCAGUUUGAUGUAUAAAUCAUCAUCUCGUCUUUUGGCAGACUUCGUAAGCAUCGACUGCGGCAUAACCGGCAAUACUAACUACACCCACGGUGAGACCGACAUACUCUACGUAUCCGAUGACCAGUUCACGGACACGGGGAUCAAUCACCAAGUCGCCUCAAACGACGUGUCUUCCUCGCUCGACGAACUACUAUUGACGGUGCGAAGCUUUCCCAAUGCUUCCCGAAGUUGCUACGUCUUGAAGCCAGUGAUUCAGUACCGGAAGUACAUCAUGAGGGCGACCUUCAUGUACGGGAACUACGACGGCCUGAACCGUGCGAACGUCGUCAAGCCGCUGCUGUUCGAUCUGUACAUGGAUGUCAAUUUUUGGCAGACGGUCAACGUCAGCGAUCCGAAAAGCAUUUACGAGGUCGAGGCCAUGGCCGUUGCUUUGGCGGAUUCUGUGUCGGUGUGCUUGGUGGAUACGGGCUCGGGAACUCCCUUCAUAUCUGCACCGGAGCUGAGGCCGCUUGUGGAUGCCAUGUAUCCUUCUGCAAACACCUCGCAGAGUCUGGUUCUUAACAAUCGCCUUAACGUCGGACCUUCGAGAAAUAGCUCAGCGUUGAGAUAUCCCGAUGACCCCUACGAUCGCAUAUGGCGGCCAUGGACGAGGCCGGACGCGUGGAUGGAGAUAUCAACCACCGAAACGAUCAGCAACAGCGCGAAGAAUCUGUUCCAGCCGCCGACGACCGUCAUGCAGACCGCGGCCACACCCUCGGGGAACAGCUUGAAGAUGGAGUUCUACUGGACCUUCGCGGAUGCACAGGUCCCAAACAACGAGUUCUAUGUCAACUUGUUCUUCACCGAGUUCGAGCGCAACACCUCGAGACUGUUCAACGUGUAUCUGAACGACGAACUGCUGACAAAUUACACACCGCCCUACGGGUCGGUGGGCUAUUUGUUCAGCUCCCGCCCCCUGGAUCCGGCGUCCGAGUACCACUGGGCCCUCAACUCCAUGGGCCUGUCCACCCUGCCCCCCAUCCUUAACGCCAUCGAGGUUUUCACGGCGAUGCAUCUCACGCUGGCAGCCACCGCCUCCGGAGACGGUACGUUCUUCCCUUCUUGGAUGAGAAAUUGCGUUGCAUGCACAUAUCUCGUAAGUGUUCCCUGUGGCGCAUUGCACGAAAGGUGGUUGGUUGGGCUGCCUCCCUCUGCCUCGCCCCGCUGA
Messenger RNA from Musa acuminata subsp. malaccensis (wild Malaysian banana), 1419 nucleotides. Its product is annotated as senescence-induced receptor-like serine/threonine-protein kinase. The record is from RefSeq and is a predicted model, not a curated record. NCBI's taxonomy places the organism in Eukaryota, Viridiplantae, Streptophyta, Magnoliopsida, Zingiberales, Musaceae.